CCCGCGCCCGGCUCUGGUUCUGCCCCCUGCCUAGGCCUUGUGCCGGGGCUGCGCCUCCUGGGCCGGGUUGCCAUGGCCUCGGAGUCUGUGAAGGUGGUGGUGCGCUGCCGGCCCAUGAACCAGCGCGAGCGGGAGCUGAACUGCCAGGCGGUGGUGACAGUGGACUGCGCCCGCGGCCAGUGCUUCAUCCAGAACCCUGGCGCUGCCGACGAGCCCCCCAAGCAGUUCACCUUCGACGGCGCCUACUACAUGGACCACUUCACCGAACAGAUCUACAACGAGAUCGCGUACCCACUGGUGGAGGGUGUCACUGAGGGCUACAAUGGUACCAUUUUUGCUUAUGGCCAGACGGGCAGCGGGAAGUCCUUCACCAUGCAGGGCCUGCCGGAGCCACCCUGCCAGAGAGGCAUCAUUCCCAGAGCCUUUGAGCACAUCUUUGAGAGUGUCCAGUGUGCUGAGAACACUAAGUUCCUGGUCCGAGCUUCCUACCUGGAGAUCUACAAUGAAGAUGUCCGUGACCUGCUGGGUGCUGACACCAAGCAGAAGUUGGAGCUGAAGGAGCACCCGGAGAAAGGCGUGUACGUCAAGGGGCUGUCCAUGCACACGGUGCACAGCGUGGCCCAGUGUGAGCGUGUCAUGGAGACGGGCUGGAAGAACCGUGCUGUCGGCUACACCCUGAUGAACAAAGACUCAUCACGCUCCCACUCCAUCUUCACAAUCAGCAUCGAGAUAUAUGCCGUGGAUGAGCGGGGUAAGGACCACCUCUGCGCAGGCAAGCUCAACCUGGUGGACCUGGCUGGCAGUGAGCGGCAGUCUAAGACCGGGGCCACAGGGGAGCGGCUGAAGGAGGCGACCAAGAUCAACCUGUCAUUGUCGGCACUGGGCAACGUCAUCUCAGCCCUGGUGGAUGGGCGCUGCAAGCAUAUCCCCUAUCGGGACUCCAAGCUCACACGGCUGCUGCAGGACUCCUUGGGUGGCAACACCAAGACACUGAUGGUGGCCUGCCUGUCCCCUGCAGACAACAAUUACGAUGAGACCCUCAGCACGCUUCGUUAUGCCAAUCGGGCCAAGAACAUCAAGAAUAAACCACGCAUUAAUGAGGACCCCAAGGACACCCUGCUCCGAGAGUACCAGGAGGAGAUCAAGAGGCUGAAGGCCAUCUUGGCCCAGCAGAUGGGCCCUGGCUACCUGUCAGCCCUGCGGUCCACUCAGGUACCAGUGAGCCCUGUCCAGCCUGAGGAGAAGCUACUGUCCCCUGAUGUGGUCCAGCAAGACACAGAGGCUGAGAAGCAGCUGAUCCGGGAGGAAUAUGAGGAGCGCCUGGCCCGCCUGAAGGCCGACUAUGAGGCCGAACAGGAAUCCCGGGUCAGGCUGCAGGAGGACAUCACUGCCAUGCGCAACUCCUAUGACGUCAAGCUGUCCACACUGGAGGAAAGCCUGCGGAAGGAGAAGGAGACAGAGGCAGUCCUGAAGGCACAAGUCCUAUAUAAGACUGAGGCCAUGUCCAGCGCCAAGUUAGCCAAUGGGUCUGAGUACUCAGUUGCUUUCCAGUACGAGACCGCAGUGAAACCCACCAUCCUCUCCAUGCCGGACAUAUCACCCAGUGACGGGGUCACCGAGAGCCACACCCCCCUCACAUUUGAGGAGCUGCCCCACAUGGAGCCCUCCAGAUCAGAGAUUUCUUUUGGGUCCGAUGAAUCGUCCACCCUCGAAGAUUCCUCCAUGUCUGAAGCUUUCCCUGGGCCCGAGGACCUUUCCAAUGUGGAAUUCUCCAUGCCUGGGGUGCUGGCUGAGAGCACGUCCUUCCCUAAUGAGCGUCUGGGUCCAGAUGUGGCUUCACCUCCGCUGGAGGGUGAGAACUAUGCCCAGGACGAGGAGCCGAGACUGGUGUCCUUGCAGAUGUUGACAGGCCUGCAUGACCCCUUUGCUGACAUGGAAGCUAAGCUAGCCAGACUAUCCUCCACUGUGGCCAGGACUGAACUAUCCCGCAUAGAUGUCCCCCAAACCCCUGAGCAGCAGCCUUCCCAGACAGACCUAAUGGAACCCAGUGAUGUCAAGUCAAAAGCUCAGGUGGCUGACAACCUCCCACCCAGGACGGAGGCUGACAACUUAGGCCUGGAAGUGGCCGAGGAGCUAGUAUCUGAGGUAGAAGCUGGCAUGUGGAUGGAGCCUGAAGCUCACAUGGCCCAGGUGGCCGAGGUGGCCCAGCCUCAGUCCCUGCUGGUUAUGGCAAGCGUGAGAAGAGAGAGCGUGGGCAUGGAAGUGACUGAGGAGCUGCAGCCUGUGGACCAGCAGCGAGUGCUGGCCCGCUUGCAGCUGCUGGAGCAGCAGGUGGUGGGGGGCGAGCAGGCGAAGAACAAGGAUCUGAAGGAGAAGCACAAACGACGCAAGCGGUAUGCCGACGAGCGCAAAAAGCAGCUGGUGGCAGCGCUGCAGAACUCCGAUGAGGACAGCGGGGACUGGGUGCUGCUCAAUGUCUACGACUCCAUCCAGGAGGAAGUGAGGGCCAAGAGCAAGCUUCUGGAGAAGAUGCAGAAGAAGCUCUGGGCAGCAGAGGUGGAGAUCAAGGACCUACAGUCGGAGUUCCAUCUGGAGAAGAUCGAUUACCUGGCCACCAUCCGCAGGCAGGAGCGUGACUCUAUGCUCUUCCAGCAGCUCCUAGAGCAGAUGCAGCCACUCAUCCGCAGGGACUGUAACUAUAGCAACCUGGAGAAGAUAAGGCGGGAGUCCAGCUGGGAUGAGGAUAAAGGCCUCUGGAAGAUCCCGGAGCCCAUCAUCCUAAAAACCACCCUCCCAGUAGCAGUUUCAACUGGGCCACAGAACAAACCAGCCCGCAAGACCUCUGCAGUGGACAAUGGAAAACCACAUAUGCAGGAGGAAGACCGCUAUAAGCUGAUGCUCAGUCGGAGCGACAGUGAAAAUAUUGCCAGUAACUACUUCCGGUCCAAGAGGGCCAGUCAGAUCCUCAGCACUGACCCCAUGAAGAGUCUCACGUAUCACAACUCACCGCCAGGCCUCAAUUCCUCCCUCAGCACCAACUCUGCCAUGCCGCCCACUCAGAGCCCUGAAAUGCCCCAGCCCCGGCCCUUCCGCCUGGAGUCCCUUGACAUCCCUUUCUCCAAAGCCAAGCGUAAGAAAAGCAAAAGCAACUUCAGCAGCAAGCCUCUGUGAUCCAGCUGUCUGAUGCUGUCUGCUUUUAGGCUUCGAGAAACUGCCAAGCCUUCCUAAGGCAGCCCCAACCAGACCUCCUCGUCCUCCCACCACAGUGUCCUCAGGUCCAAUGGGGCUUAGACCUGGGAAGACACAUUUCCUUCCUGAUUCUCCAGAGAGCCCACUUUGGCCCAGGUCCUGAGCUCUGUGGAGGCUGAACCACCCUUCUAGGAAAGGCCGUCCUCCUACUGUCCAUACCAGCCAGUGUUCCAGUCAAGAUUCCUGCCAUGGAGCCCACACUUGACCUCACCAUGGGCUUGGACACCUCAGGGCCUUCACCAGCAGUCUCAACAUUGGGCACAGCAGCUGUCACAUGGAUGAAGCUCAGCAUCUUGGUGGCUGAGAUUUGUACCUCUGCGAUUGGCCCCUUCCCAGAGAGGCUGAGCCACACAAUGGACACAGGUAGAGACCUGGAGCAGUUACUAGCCUGGCCUAUUCUGGGCUGGACUGCAGUCCAGAGGCCAUUUCACACUAAGCUGCCCAAUA
Messenger RNA from Nannospalax galili (Upper Galilee mountains blind mole rat), 3696 nucleotides. It is a transcript of the gene Kif17, whose product is annotated as kinesin family member 17. Bases 73 to 3171 code for a protein of 1032 amino acids. Gene Ontology annotation, biological process: microtubule-based movement. The transcript has 15 exons. Lineage: Eukaryota; Metazoa; Chordata; Mammalia; Rodentia; Spalacidae. The record is from RefSeq and is a predicted model, not a curated record. Gene Ontology annotation, molecular function: ATP binding; microtubule motor activity; microtubule binding.